AUUCACCAUCUUUUCUCACUCAUGCUGUGUGCCAUUCCCUCCCUCUCCCGUCUUACACUUCCUCAAAGUGGCCAGAGCUCCUCUUCUGUCCUCUCCACAUCCUGUCCUGUACAGAUUUGUAUCAAUUUUGCCUAAUUCUCAGGCCACUUUUUUUUUGUUUUAUCCUGAACUUUUUCUUUAACUAUUUUUAAUUUUUUUUUAUUUCUUCACCUUUUUUUUAUUUAUUUUUUAUUUUUUCAUUCCGGUGUACAACCCUGAACUGUACAAGAUCUCUCUGAUUUGAGUCUCCCAACGGUUUUUGGCAGGAGAAAAAGUGCUUAGAAGAAUUUCCCACCACAAUGAAAGUUCAGCUGCUGCUCCUCCUGGCCCUGGCCGGCCCUCUCUGCUCCUUCACACGUGCAAGUCCUACGACAGUCGCCUCAUACUCCUCUUCGGCACCAGAAGAAACAAAAACAACAGUCAUCACCGGUCCUUCUCCCACCGACCCACCAGUUGCCCCUCAAGAUGCAACGCUCAGUACUGCCGAACCGGUGGCUACAACUGAGGCUGACAUUGACGUCCCUACUACAGAAUCAAAUCAGAUCCCUGAAACAACUACUGUGGAAGUAACCGAAGCUCCCAUCGUGCACACUUUGGCCUUCGCUGAGACGUCCUCGCCUCCUCCCGAGACCACUGCAGCUCCCGCUUUCGAAACCACAGCUUCUGAAGAGACCAGUAGCCCCCUCAAAGACGAGACCGAAGCACCGAUUGAUCUGACCACGAGUGCAGACGAAGCUACGGGGACCGACGGUGGCGACGCAGACCUGACGGUGGAAACUGAAGAGGGCAUGAGCACCGGACAAAUAGUGGGAAUUGUGAUUGGCGCCAUCGUGGCCGUGGUAAUUGUCAUCGCUGUGGUGAUUGCAGUGUUGAGGAGGAUGGGCAAAUACUCGUCUACCAAGAGCAGAAAACCUGCAAAAAAAGACAGCGUUGUUGUCUCUCCCUUGAAGAAAAAGUCAACCAAGCAGCAGGAGCGUGGAAAGUUCUGGAAAUCCUAAACUACUGAACUGUGACUUUGAGUUUGAUAAUUAAAACGAGCACAACGCCAGAACUAAACUAAUCUAACCUGGACUUGAAAUGAUGCCAAACCAAGGGGUGCAGCGAGGGUCGAGUGUUUUGUUGUUGUGUGUAUAUACAGUGUGUACUGUAAUGUGUGUGAGACAAGAGGGGGUGCACAAGUCAACAUCUUCGUUUUCCCCUGCUUACCUCCCCAAAAAACAGCCCUCUCUUCCCUCGUGUUCCUGAAGUGAACA
Poecilia latipinna (sailfin molly) is the source of this 1292-nucleotide messenger RNA. RefSeq names its product podoplanin (gene pdpn). The record is from RefSeq and is a predicted model, not a curated record. Gene Ontology annotation, biological process: signal transduction; cell adhesion; cell migration. The transcript has 5 exons. The coding region runs from base 339 to 1037 and encodes 232 amino acids. Lineage: Eukaryota; Metazoa; Chordata; Actinopteri; Cyprinodontiformes; Poeciliidae.